Messenger RNA from Cotesia glomerata, 864 nucleotides. RefSeq names its product NADH dehydrogenase [ubiquinone] 1 alpha subcomplex subunit 8 (gene ND-19). Gene Ontology annotation, biological process: mitochondrial electron transport, NADH to ubiquinone. The transcript is spliced from 3 exons. The coding region runs from base 128 to 640 and encodes 170 amino acids. The record is from RefSeq and is a predicted model, not a curated record. Lineage: Eukaryota; Metazoa; Arthropoda; Insecta; Hymenoptera; Braconidae.
CGAUAGUCGAAGACAGGCCAGCAAUUUUGUUGGUCUUGAGUCUUGAUCUGUAAAAAAUAAUAAAUAAAUAACAAUUAAAAUAUAUAAAAUAUAAAUUUAUUAUUGAUUAAUAAAAUAAAUAAAUAAGAUGGUAGUUACGGAAAAAACACCAUUACCUACUGAAGAAGAAUUAACUGUGCCAGAAAUAAAUUUAUCUUGGCCAGUUCUCCACGCUGCUUCAUUUUAUCUUGGAAAAUAUUGCGAAAACCAAAACAAUGAAUUUAUGCUCUGUCGAAAUGAACUUGAUGAAAUCAAAUGUGUCAAUGAAGGAAAAGCUGUCACGGCGUGCGCUUUUGAGUUUUUAAGGAAACUUAAGAAACAUUGCUACCAGGAAUUCGAUCAGUACUAUAAUUGUGUUUAUAAAUCAAGUCGGAAUAGUUCUUUUAUGCCAUGCCGCAAUACACAAGAAGCACUAGACAAAUGCGUCCUAAAACACAUGAACCUUGAGCGACCACCCUACGGUUACUUCUGCGAGGUAAAAAUCCACGACACUAAGCGACCCAAGCCCGUAGAAGAGCUUCCAGUCUACGAGCCGAUUCAGUCGCUUCCUGAGGACGCUCCUAAGCCACCAGCCAAGUUCGGUCCCAGAUGGAUGCUCUAAACAAACUCUUUAAAUUUAGAAUUAUUGGGAGCAAAGAUUUCCAAUUAUUAUUAGUCCUUAAGUCUGUACACCGCCCGAACAUCAGAGGUUUGUAACAUAACACAAUAUAUAUCUUCGAUCUAAAAUAAUAAUAAUAAUAAAAUUCAAUUUUAUUUAUUCUGUCACCCGUCUUGUAACAGGAUAUUUAAGUUGUACAGACAAUAAAUAAAUCAUACUGUAAUUAA